Molecule: messenger RNA, 1862 nt
Organism: Diospyros lotus (date-plum)
Lineage: Eukaryota; Viridiplantae; Streptophyta; Magnoliopsida; Ericales; Ebenaceae
Product: beta-amyrin 6-beta-monooxygenase-like
Exons: 3
Coding region: 82-1524 (480 amino acids)
Biological process (GO): sterol metabolic process
Molecular function (GO): monooxygenase activity; heme binding; oxidoreductase activity, acting on paired donors, with incorporation or reduction of molecular oxygen
Source: RefSeq, a predicted model, not a curated record
CUCUCUCUCUCUCUCUCUCCAUAUGUCCAUUCGAUCGCUGAGCCUCUUGAAAACACUCACAGCAACUCUCAAUUAAAAUUAAUGGAUUUCUUCACCAUUUCUCUCUACCUCGGCGUCCUCUUCGCUUCAUUCUUCUUCAUCUUUCUGCUUCGGAAGAGCAACAACAAUGGAAGAUCCCAUAAGCUCCCACCUGGUUCAACUGGGUGGCCACUAGUCGGCGACCACGCUGACUUCGCCAUUUCCGGCCCCGAGAAAUUCAUAAACAAGAAGCUCGCCAUGUUCCCCUCGUCGGAGGUCUUCCAGACCUCCUUGUUCGGCGAAAACAUGGCCGUCUUCUGCGGCCCGGCAGCCAAAAAGUUCUUCUUCUCCAACGAGAACAAGCUCUUUACCGCGUGGUUGCCUCGCUCUAUGGUAAAGGCGAUCGUCUUCCCUUCCUCCAACGUCGUUAAAGACGUGACCAUUCUGCAGCGCACCUUCUUUCACGACAUUCUCAAGCCGGAAGCUCUCCGGCAAUACAUCCCGAUAAUGGACUCCACGGCCCGUGAACAUAUAGACGACGAGUGGGUUCCCAACAAAGACCUCAAAGUUGUUCCCCUCCUGAAGAAAUACACUUUCGAAUUGGGAUGCCGGUUCUUAAUGAACAUCGACGAUCCGAAACGGAUAAAAACCUUAGCCGAGCCUUUCGACCUCGUCGCCUCCGGCAUGCGCGCCGUGCCAGUGGAUUUUCCUGGGACGGCUUACAACGGCGCCAUCAGAGGGGGGAAGAAAAUGCGGAAGGAGCUUCUGGACAUCGUUAGGGAGAGACGCGUAGAGCUCUCGUCGGGAAAGGAGGAUUCUGGCCGGCAAGAUUUCCUGUCCCUGAUGCUGCUGGCGUCGGAUAAAUUAGGAAGCGACGAGAGGGUAAACGAGACGAUGGUGACGAAUAGCAUGGCCGGGACGCUGCUCGCCAGUUACGAUUCCACCGGUGCGGCUGUGGCCAUGCUCUUGUACUUUCUUGCUGAGCUUCCCCAUAUCUAUGAUGGCGUCUACAAAGAGCAAAUGGAGAUUGCAAAAAACAAAGCGUCGGGAGAGCCAUUGACGUGGCAAGAUAUAGAGAAUAUGAGAUACUCAUGGAACGUGGCGCGUGAAUCCCUGAGGCUGUCGCCGCCUCCUCAAGAAUCCUUUAGAGAGGUCACCAACGACUUCACCUUUGCCGGUUAUACCAUUCCCAAGGGAUGGAAGGCACUCUGGACAGUGCAUUCAACGCACAAGAAUCCAGAAUACUUCCCGAAUCCAGAAGAGUUCGAUCCUUCGAGAUUCAAAGGAAGCGGGCCUCCAUCGUACACAUUCACACCUUUUGGAGGAGGACCUCGGAUGUGUCCUGGAAGGGAGUAUGCGAGGCUGGCGAUUCUGGUUUUCCUUCACAACAUUGUGACCAAAUUCAAACUGGAGAAAGCUUCUAAAUGGCAGAACACAACAUACCGUUCAAUGUCCCCAGCUUCAAAAGCUGCCUUAGAAGUUUGUGUUCGGCCUCAUGCAAAAUAAAUUAAUCACCCACCAUGAAAAAAAAGUAAGAAAUAAAUAAAUUACUCAGCAGGCAGUUGAUCAUCACUUCAAUAUUAUUCUUGGCUUUUAUCUAUAUGUGGUGUUGUUUUACUAGGUUUUUAUGUAUGUUUUUGGUUAGUAUUCAAUGUUGACUAAUAAUAAUUUCCAUAUACUUACCACCUCACUUGGGUGCCAUGCCCCAUGGAGGGGCUCUUUCCAGCCUUCAGUUGUGCAACAAAUGUUAUGUUGUAUUAGUAAUAGAAUUAAUAAUACAUUAGUUGUAGAUGAUCUUGUUAGGGUAUUUUGUCACAUUAAUAAUACAUUAGUUGUAUUAGUAA